Messenger RNA from Xenopus tropicalis (tropical clawed frog), 1369 nucleotides. RefSeq names its product solute carrier family 25 member 17 (gene slc25a17). Gene Ontology annotation, cellular component: membrane; peroxisomal membrane. Lineage: Eukaryota; Metazoa; Chordata; Amphibia; Anura; Pipidae. Gene Ontology annotation, biological process: carbohydrate derivative transport; ATP transport; FAD transmembrane transport. The record is from RefSeq and is marked provisional.
CGCGGAAGUGCUGUGACACCCGGAUAGGGAGUGACUAGUAGCAGGUAAUAUUAAGGCUGCAAUUACGAUGCUAAAGCAAGAAGAGAUACAGAAGGGUUCGGAGAUGGGGGGUUUGGAGUCUGCUCUGUUGUCGGUGUUCACAUACGAGAGUUUGGUCCAUGCAGUAUCCGGAGCGGUGGGCAGUGUGGCUGCAAUGACUCUAUUCUAUCCCCUGGACACAGCACGGCUCCGGCUGCAAGUGGAUGACAAAAGGAAGUCCCGUUCCACCCCGGCCGUCCUGCUAGAGAUCAUGCGCGAGGAGGGAGUACUGGCUCCGUACCGAGGUUGGUUCCCAGUCAUCUCCAGUCUCUGCUGCUCCAACUUUGUUUAUUUCUACACAUUUAGCAGCUUGAAGGCGCUGUCGGUAAAAGGUAGCGUUCCAACCACGGGGAAGGAUCUUACCAUCGGCUUCAUUGCUGGGGUUGUAAACGUGCUGAUAACAACACCGCUCUGGGUGGUGAAUACAAGGCUGAAACUGCAGGGGGCCAAGUUCCGCAAUGAUGAUAUUGUCCCAACAACGUAUACAGGAAUAUUUGAUGCCUUUCAAAGGAUCCUGCGGGAGGAGGGUGUCAUGGCUCUCUGGAACGGCACCUUUCCUUCCCUUCUGCUAGUCUUUAACCCAGCCAUCCAAUUCAUGUUCUAUGAAGCACUAAAGCGCCAGCUCCUGAAAGGGCAGCCAGAGCUGACAGCGAUGGAGGUGUUUGUGAUUGGUGCUAUUGCGAAGGCCAUUGCCACAGCUUUGACGUACCCAAUGCAGACUGUCCAGUCAGUAUUGAGGUUCGGACAGGAAAAGCUAAAUCCAGAGAAGCGGGCGCUAGGAAGUUUGCGCAGUGUCCUCUAUCUCCUUCAGCAAAGAGUCAAGCGAUGGGGAAUUCUGGGCCUAUACAAAGGACUGGAAGCAAAGCUUUUACAGACUGUGCUAACUGCUGCACUCAUGUUCCUGGUGUAUGAGAAACUGACCAGCCUCACAUUCAGGAUUAUGGGCCUAAAGGGCUGAUCCAGAAGGUCCUGUGGGUGCAAAGACUGUGCUCCUGUUUGUAACGGGAUACAUGGGUUUCCCUAAACUGGGCUCCUGUGGCACUAAGGACCUGUAUAUGAAGUCUCAUCGUCUUCCCAAAAAAAUGCCAAAAACAUCCUAUUUAAUGACAGUAAUGCAAUGUUUCUCUGCCAGCACUGAACUUGGCUGCCUGAUGUUGCGCUAAUGUAUUUGUGACACUACAGUAUAAAGAUGCACAAGUUCUGAUGCAGUUCUGAAGGGGCCUGCGUAAUAUGUGCAAGCAAUGUCCUUUUAAAUCCAUGCAGAAUAAACCAUUUAGCUAUUGUAUGGAAA